Molecule: messenger RNA, 885 nt
Organism: Penicillium salamii
Lineage: Eukaryota; Fungi; Ascomycota; Eurotiomycetes; Eurotiales; Aspergillaceae
Source: the annotation of a GenBank genome assembly
AUGGACUCUCCCCAAGUUCGCGUCGACAAGCCCGAAGCUCAGCCAGCUCAGCCAGCUCAGCCAGUUGAGCCAGCUCCGUCUGCUCCGUCUGCUCCAUCUGCUCCAUCUGAUCAGAUUGUGCAGCCUUCGCAAGAUGCCAGUGCCAGUGCUGUGACGGAGGUGGAGAUGGGAGCCACGCAAGAAGAUGCGACAGACGUGCAAGAAGUAGCUGCCCCUGCUCCAGCGCCUGUCAAGAAGUCUACUGGUAUCCACUACUUAGACUUCAUGACCACUUCAGUGGUCGAGAUCAUUGUCGGAAAAGGCGACAAAGAGACCUUGAUGAAGCCGCAUCAAGGCUUGCUGAUGCAGGUGCCAUUUUUCGCAGAGCUAUUGGAUAAAUUGGAGGAACCUCGACGAAUUGAUCUCCCAGAAGAAGACGUCGAUGCCUUCGCCUACUUCCUGGAAUUCCUGUACACUCGCGACUAUACCAUCCCAGAGUCCGACGCGGGGGCCUCCGAAGCAGACAAGAGUGAGGAGAACAUGCUUCACCAUGCGCGGACCUACACACUGGCAGAAAAGCUCGGUCUACCAGCGCUGAAGAACCUCGCACACGGCAAGAUUCACAAAAUCAAGGGAACACCUGCAGCAGAGCUUGCCUAUGCCCGAUACGUGUACACGCACACUCCAGCGGACGACACGGCCAUCCGGAGGCCAGUGGCCUCUCACUGGGCCAACCAGAGUCACGCUCUGCGCCACGAGGUUGGUGACGACUUCCAGAAACUGUGUAUCGAAGUUCCUCAAUUCUCCUUCGAUGUGUUGUCGAUCAUUCUGGAUCGGAGGGAAAAAAGCAACGCCCAUGAUGAUAUCAAGGGGAGUGCGCGUAAGCGCACCAGAAGGGAGAUUUAG